AUGUCGCUUUGGCGCUACUACAACUCCCUCUCCCCCAAGACCCGCCUUAUGGUCGGCGGCGGCGCAAUGGCAUACGCCUGUAUCGGUCUCUUCCUCUCAGAUACCGCGGAGGAGAAACUCGGCUACACGCCUACGGAAGAAGACAAGCGAAAAUUGAGGGAAGCUAUGCCGAGGAUAAGAGUGGUGGAGGAGUGA
Aureobasidium pullulans EXF-150 is the source of this 195-nucleotide messenger RNA. RefSeq lists its product as uncharacterized. The record is from RefSeq and is a predicted model, not a curated record. Lineage: Eukaryota; Fungi; Ascomycota; Dothideomycetes; Dothideales; Saccotheciaceae. The transcript is spliced from 2 exons. Bases 1 to 195 code for a protein of 64 amino acids.